Molecule: messenger RNA, 2729 nt
Organism: Equus quagga
Lineage: Eukaryota; Metazoa; Chordata; Mammalia; Perissodactyla; Equidae
Gene: TIPIN
Product: TIMELESS interacting protein
Exons: 8
Coding region: 1447-2322 (291 amino acids)
Biological process (GO): DNA damage response; replication fork arrest; DNA replication checkpoint signaling
Cellular component (GO): nucleus; replication fork protection complex
Molecular function (GO): DNA binding
Source: RefSeq, a predicted model, not a curated record
UUUCAUGUACUUAUGGUCAUGGGAAUUUAGAAUUGGAGAGGGUUUAGAGAUUAUCUGGCUCCCGCACUUUUAUAGUUUUGGGGAAGCUUUGGAAUUCUUUUCUUCAUUCCUUCAUUCAACAAAUAUUUAUUGAGCACCUGCUGUGUACCGGCCGGGGCAUACAGUGGUGGAGCACAGGGAUCCCGCUGGCCUGCCCUUUUAGAGCUGCCAUCUAGUAAGGGAGACAAACACUAAUCGGAUAAUCACAAAUAGAACCUGAGAUUGAAACUGCCUAAGUGCUGUGAAAGUCAUACUUGGCACUUUGGAUGUGUAUUGUAGGAGGAUUUAAUUUAGAGAAAUUGAGGCAGACGUUUCUGAGGAGGUGGUAGUUGAGGUCUGAAAGAGAUUAGUAGCUGGGAAGAGCCUUCAAGAUAGGAAACAGCCUUUGCAAAGGUCUAGUGGCCUGAGGGAUUUGGCUGUUUCAAAGAACUGAAAGCAAAGGGCUCAGAGAGUGGUGUGGAGUGAGGCUGGAGAACUAGGAAGGUGACAACCCAUGCAGGGCCUUGGAGUUUAAUCAUUAACAGCAGUAGGGAGCCUUUGAGAUAUUUGAGCCAAGUGAUAAUGUGAUCAACUUUGUAUUUGCAAAGGUUCAAUCUAGCUAUAAGAUGGAGGAUGGAUUGAAAAAGGCGAAAGUGGAUGGGAGUAAUGGAGUAAAUCCAAGCAAGAAAUGUUAGGAAGUGGUUGUGGAGAUCGGGAGAAAUGGACGGACUCAUGUUUAGGAAGUAAAAACGACUGGAUAUGGAGGGUGGGGGAAGGAAGUGUUAAGGAUGACUUGUGGUUUCUGACUUGCAUAGCUGGAUAGAUGUCUUUCAGUGAACUGGGAAAAUUUAGAAGUUCAAUUUUGUACAUGAUGAGUUAUAGGUACCUUUGACAAAUUUUAGAGAAGUAGAGAUCUAGAGCUCAGAUUUGAUGCCUAGGGUGGGGGAAAAAUUACUGAGUCAUCUGUAAAUGAUUAUUAAAGCCAAGGGCAUAAAUGAGUGAAGAGGGCCUAGGAUGGAGUCUUGGGUACUAACUGACUAGGUUAGAGGAAGACGAGUCUGCAGAGAAGAUGUAGGAGUGUCCAGAAAGGGAGGAAAGUCAGGUGAGUACUGUGUUUGAGAAGUCAAGGAAGAUAACUUUUCGAGAAAAAGGAGCUCAUGAAAAGUGUCAGAUGUUGCUGAGAGGUCAGGUAAGAUGGUAUUGAAAAGCAUUCUUUCAGGUGAUCAACCUGAGGGUUAUUUCCCUUUCUUCAAAGGAAACCUUACCUAGAAGACCAAUAUAUAGACAGGUUUUUUUAGAAAGCUGCUCUGGUUGAAGUGGGGGUGAGGUACCUGUGUUCUGCCUAUUUGACAUCCAUUUGGACCACAGUUUGAAACCUUCUGAAAAGUCAGAAUCACCAUGGGGGAACUCAACAGUUGAGAGGAGAAGAUGCUGGAACCACAGGACCGUGGCUUGAUUGACCUGCCAGAUUAUGAGCAUGUAGAAGAUGAAACUUUUCCUCCUUUUCCACCUCCAGCUUCUCCAGGGAGGGAAGAUGGUGAAGGAGCCGAACCUGAUGAAGAGUCGGGGAGGGGAGCGCCUGUUCCUGUGCCUCCAAAGAGAACAGUUAAAAGGAACAUACCCAAGCUGGAUGCUCAGAGAUUACUUUCAGAGAGAGGGCUUCCAGCAUUAAGGCAUGUGUUUGAUAAAGCAAAAUUCAAGGGUAAAGGUCAUGAGGCUGAAGACUUGAAGACGCUCAUCAGACACAUGGAGCACUGGGCACAUCGGCUAUUCCCUAAACUGCAAUUUGAGGAUUUUAUUGACAGAGUUGAAUACCUGGGAAAUAAAAAGGAAGUUCAGACUUGUUUAAAACGAAUUCGACUUGAUCUCCCUAUUUUACAUGAAGAUUUUAUUAGCAAUAAUGAUGAAGUAAGGGAAAAUAAUGGCCAUGAUGUAACUGCUACUGAAUUAGAUCCCUUUUUGACAAACUCAUCAGAAAGUGAGAAGUUUGCUUUUGAGUCCAGUAGAAGCCUAACAGAAGAGCAACAACAAAGAAUUGAGAGAAACAAACAACUGGCCUUGGAAAGAAGGCAGGCGGCAAAGCUACUGAGUAAUAGUCAGUCUCUAGGAAAUGACUUGUUAGGGAACACACCCAGGGCACAGACGGAUGAAGAGGUUGACACAGGUGAGGAUCAAGACGAGGAGCAGUCAGACGGCGUGGACAGAGGCCUUCUCGACAGUCCACUCAGUGCUGCUGCUGCCAGUACUGUGAAUGAGGAGGAGGAGCCAAAAGGAGAGGAAACGCAACUGGACCACACCUUUUAAAAUGUACAGUAGUGAUUUGACGCUUCAUCCGGAAAGGUACUUGAGGGUGGAUAGGCCUCAACUAAGAGGAAAUGUAUUAACUUGCUAUCCUCCAAAUUUGAGAUUACUCUGUAUUGUUUACUCUUAGUGAAAAUCCUUAUGUAGUAAAAACUUGUGCAAAUGCCUGUUUAAAAUCUGGUAUUUAUAAUUAUACUUGUUUCUUAUUAACUUUAGUUAAGUCUAUUUAUUCUCUUUUGUAUUUAUUUUUAUACAGAUAGGACUUCAUAAAAAUGAUUAGUAGUUAAUAAACAGUUUCUGCUGCUAGUGUGCCAUUGACUGCCUUGUUUUCACUAAAUUGGGUGGUGUUUUAAGAUGUAACUAUAUAAUGAAUAUUAAUUUCCAUUUUUAAAAAAGAAAUAAAAACCUUA